GCCGUUGGUAGCCCGUCCUCUGGUUAGCAAUCCCGCCGUCGCCAGCACUGCCCCUCAAGUUUUUUUUUAGCCCGACCCCGCCCUCCGGCCCUGCCCCGACCCUGCAUACUGACCAUUCCAGCGCUCACAAUCACUCCCAACACCAAGGCGCCGGCGAAUAUUCCUCCCAAGACGGACAAGCGUCGCCCGCAUGUUUGCGGCACUUGCCAGCGCUCGUUCGCCCGAUUGGAACAUCUCAAGCGACACGAGCGCUCCCACACCAAGGAGAAACCCUUCGAGUGUCCCGAAUGCUCACGAUGCUUCGCCCGUAGCGAUCUGCUACUGCGCCACCGGCAGAAGCUGCACCAGACCUCGAUCCCCUCGUCACGUCCCCGAAAUCGUCGCGGCUCUGCCAGCGGCGUCGCACCCGGCCAGAGCCGAGCUCGCAAGAAUAGCGUCGCACGACCCAACCCAACUGCAUCCAAUGCACCGGCCACUUCUAUGAGGCCGCGGGCAAACACUAUCAUCCAUAUUGACGGCAGCACGAUGCAGAUGAUGGCUGCUGCGAACACCUCCGUCGUACGAGGCAUGUACCCUAGCAAUACCCAUAGCCGACACUCGAGUCUGGCCGGUUCGCCCAUCCACAGCUUGGACCAUGAUUCUGGUGGCAUGUCAGCCGCCAUGGGACUCCGAGAUGUGCAGCACGGGCUGCCCAAGCUGGAAACGCACACCUUGGGCGGCCUGGAGUUCAGCAACGGCCUCCGGACAGCGCCGCCAAUGGCCGCCUUCAACACUGAAUUCGACCUUGAAGGCUCCCUUUUCGGACCGAGCUCGACGACAAACCCCAAUGCCCUCCAUUACAGUGAUUUACCGCAAUCGAUGGCCUUGGAACAGGCCUCAUCGUUUGCACCGUCCUGUAAUGAGAUACCAUUGAGCCAAACCCUCGACGAGGAUUUUGACUGUUUUACUGGAUUUGAGCAUCAGAUAUUCUUUCACACGAGCGAGAAUCUGGUGGACGGAUCUAGUCCGUCCACCAUCAGCACGAGGAGGAGCACAAUUAGCGAUGUUAUGUUAGAUGGUUCAAUCCACCCCUCGCCGACCGGGACGAGUACGAUGUGGCAACCCUCCGUGAUGGACCCUUCACAGACCCUGAAUCCGUUUGCGAUGGGUCCAAAUGGUUAGGUCUUCCCGGAUCACUUGAAUGGAGCCCCUUUGUCAUAUCAGCCAGCUUCUCACAUCAUCAAUGACCGUUUCGUCUUUACGCCUCCC
Messenger RNA from Fusarium redolens, 1248 nucleotides. RefSeq lists its product as uncharacterized. The coding region runs from base 481 to 1161 and encodes 226 amino acids. The record is from RefSeq and is a predicted model, not a curated record. The transcript has a single exon. NCBI's taxonomy places the organism in Eukaryota, Fungi, Ascomycota, Sordariomycetes, Hypocreales, Nectriaceae.